AUGUUAAAAUCGCAUUUUAAUUUGCAAAAAGACGAAGUUGAAGAAAUUGAGGAGGAGCCAAUAUCGCCGGCAUAUCAUGAAGAACAAGUAGGGGAAAUAAGCCCUGACGAGGAACUGGUACCGGUAUUCAAGUUCCCCGAAAGACGGCUCAAUAAAGGCGAGAUAAACUCACGAUUGGGUGUCUUAGGAAAGAUAGCAUCAGGUGAUGGAUACACCUACUUAAAAGCAUCGUGUACCGGCAUGAAUUUAACAGACCUAUCGGCGUUCAAAACCUUCAAACAUCUUCAAUACAUAGAUAUAUCGAACAACAACAUCAAUUCAGAGAGUUUGCAAGUCCUGUCAGAAUUACCAUUCCUCUUAUUAAUACACGCAGAUAAAAACCAACUAACUUCAGGCUAUUUAAAACGUAUGAAAUACUUGCAAGUGAUAAUUUUUAAUAACAAUUUGAUAACGUCAGUAUAUGAUAUCUACCAACCAGUGAUGAGUACCGUUGAAGUUGGCUACAAUAAAAUUAAAACUAUACAAUUCGAAAAUCGUAUGCCAAACAUUAAAUGCCUCGAUUUCAGAUAUAAUUUUAUUGAAGACAUAUCAUACAUUGAUUUUCCUAAUUUAGAUAGCUUGUAUUUAGCUGGUAAUAAAAUAAAGAGUCUAGUCGGAAUAGAGAGAUUGAAGAAUUUAAGAAUUUUGCACGUGCGAAAUAACCCCAUAAAAUCGCUUAAUGGAUUUGAUUCGGAACACAAGAAACUGCAGUACAUCAAUCUGCGUAAUUGUAAAGUUUCUACGUUGAAGCAAGUUAAGAAGUUACGGGUGCUAACAGCCCUCGAAAUACUUGUUCUAAAGGGAUGCCCAUACAUGGGAGGGACUGGUGAAGAAGACGCUGAAAAUCCAGAAGAAGAAGACAAUGCUGAACUGAGAGUAGAAGUCUUAGCAGCACUUCCUCGAGUAAAAAGACUAAAUAAGGGUGCUGUAACUCCAGAGGAACGAACUGAAGCUAAUGAUUUAAUGAAGCAGUGGAUAGAAGAAGGAGAAAAUGAUGAAGAAGAAUUGGAAGAAGAAAAUCAUGAACAAGAAUCUAUAGAGGAACCAUAG
Molecule: messenger RNA, 1089 nt
Organism: Pieris macdunnoughi
Lineage: Eukaryota; Metazoa; Arthropoda; Insecta; Lepidoptera; Pieridae
Source: the annotation of a GenBank genome assembly